AUGGGAAAAGAUAAUCCGUCAUAUUCUCCGAUAUCCAUUGCUGUGGAUACCGAUAUGGACCCAGAUAGGGCUACUGCACCACGCGGCCGACAGCGUCCAGGGGCUGCUUGCGACGAAUGCAGACGACGCAAGCUGCGCUGCGACGGGCAGCAGCCUCAAUGCGGCAUUUGUCAGGAUACAGGGGCUGCGUGUGAGGUGACGCAGCGUGGUGUCCGAGGCCCGAAGAAGGGUCACCUAAAAGCGCUGAAAAAUCGUAUCAUUCACCUCGAAGCUAUGCUCGAGAGCCUGUCGGUUAACGGGCGACAGGAUCACCAGGGAGGUUCUAGCAAUGAUCUGGCGCUCUCUGUGUCGCCCAUUGAUGGCAGCGAUAGCGGGACACAUUCAGAGCCAUGGAUACCAAAAGGAAUUGUGUCAUCGGGAUCGGAUCACGAAGACUUCGUGUCGAAUGCCACUGGUCUUGCCCCUGUUCUGGUCCCUCAUCUGGGCCUUCUCCCCAAUCAAUGGGCUUUCUCAUCAGCGAUCCCUGCAAACCCCCGCUUUCCCCCGUCGGAAAUAAUCCAGGCCGAACUGGAUCAACUUUAUCUGGAUCGGGUGCAUCAGUCCAUUCCCAUUCUCCAUCCAAGGCGAUACCUGUCAUGGUCCAAUUCAACCAACAAGACGGCCCCGCGUCGAUGUCUGCAGUAUGCCAUGUGGAUGUUGGCAUCACUUCUAUCAGCCCAAUUCCGCGAUAUGAUAGAGCCGCUCUACCAAGAGACGAAACAGAUGCUUGAGUAUCUCAGUGUAGAGGGCGCCGAGCAUAGCAGUGUCAGUACUGAACUUGGCCAAGCGUGGGUUCUUGUCGUCACUUUUGAGUAUAUGCGAAGCUAUCACCUUAUAGCAUGGAUGAGCGCCGGUCGGGCUUUUCGGCUGGUUCAGGUUAUGCGCUACCAUCAGAUCGAUAACCCCAGCGACAAGCAAGGCCCGUCAUCUCCUCAAUGUGGCGACCUUAUCGAAGUAGAGGAGAGACGCCGAGUGUUUUGGAUGGCUUAUUUCCUUGAUCAUAUCAUUAGCAUGCGGGGUGACUGGCCUAUCACUCUGAAUGAGCAUGUGAUCUGCACUCGACUUCCCGCCUCAGAUGGAGAGUUCCAGACUGGCACCUUCGAACUGGGUCCUUUCCUGUCUGAAGCUAUGACCGAACCCAACGUCAAGGUCCAGUCUCCAUUCAACGAGUGUCUUAUUCUAGUCACCAUUUGCGGCCGUAGCCUUCUUCAAAGCCAACGAUAUCGUAUUUCUAAAGCUUAUGGAGACAUGGCAAUGGAUGGCACGGAGCAGCGGCGGUGGCUCGAUACCAUUCUCACGAACAGGCUUCAGAUACUAUCGCAGUACUACCCGUCACCGACCGAGUCGUAUGACCCGCUGCUUCUCUUUGCCAACAUACUGGGUCAAGCAACAGUCAUCUACUUCUGUAAAAAUAUGACCAACACAGUUGCGGAAUCGAGCAGUUCAAUGGACGGAAAUGCCGAAAUCCUGAACUACAAAAACAGAGCGCUGGAAGCUUCGUCAGCAAUUAUUCGACUGGCCUCGACAUUACGCGAGCUUCACUUCUCUAAGGUUCAUCCAAUGAUGCCUAUCCCAUUGUUCCUCUGUGCCGAGUUCCUCUACGACGACAUGCACAAUGAAGCCUUCCAAAUGAACGUGCAAGAACUAUUUCAUAUCCUUCGAGAGCUGAAGAACGUGAACAAUCCCGACCAAACCUACUUGGAUCUACUCCCACGAUCAUGCAUUUCCAAAACAGCCGAUCUAUUCAGCCAUAGUAUGGAGGAAAAUACUCCAAUUAGUAGAUGA
This is a messenger RNA of Penicillium cinerascens, 1824 nucleotides long. Its product is annotated as Zn(II)2Cys6 transcription factor. Gene Ontology annotation, biological process: DNA-templated transcription; regulation of DNA-templated transcription. Gene Ontology annotation, cellular component: nucleus. Lineage: Eukaryota; Fungi; Ascomycota; Eurotiomycetes; Eurotiales; Aspergillaceae. The record is from RefSeq and is a predicted model, not a curated record. The transcript has 4 exons. The coding region runs from base 1 to 1824 and encodes 607 amino acids. Gene Ontology annotation, molecular function: DNA-binding transcription factor activity, RNA polymerase II-specific; DNA binding; zinc ion binding.